Molecule: messenger RNA, 2643 nt
Organism: Antechinus flavipes (yellow-footed antechinus)
Lineage: Eukaryota; Metazoa; Chordata; Mammalia; Dasyuromorphia; Dasyuridae
Product: 17-beta-hydroxysteroid dehydrogenase type 6-like
Exons: 7
Coding region: 271-1224 (317 amino acids)
Source: RefSeq, a predicted model, not a curated record
UUCAUUUACAGUUACUUGCUCAGAUAAGUUGUGGAGAGUGGAUUGGGAAAGAGGAGAGGACAACAAAGUAUGGGAAAUGAGAAAGUUGUGAAAAGGAAGUUGGGACUGUGAAGUGACUUGCUAACAGAUAACACAAGUGAUUCCUGGUUGUCUUCCUGGUUGUAAUCCUCUUAACAAUUAGUCCACAUCAUUCUACUCCAUAUAACACCAGUGAAAAGAAUUCAGACUAUCUGUUUAUCUGAAGGAAGAAGUGAAAGACCAAUUGCAUCCAUGUGGCUCUACGUGGCCUGCCUCAUUGGCCUUUACUAUCUCUUUCGCUGGUAUCGGGAGAGGCAGGUGGUGAGCAAUCUCGAGGACAAAUAUGUUUUCAUCACCGGCUGCGACUCUGGAUUUGGGAACCAGCUGGCCAAGCAGCUGGACCUCCGAGGUCUGAGGGUGCUGGCAGCCUGUCUGACAGAGAAAGGAGCUGAGCAGCUGAGGCAUCAGACUUCAGACAGAGUAGAGACAGUGAUCCUGGAUGUAACCAAGACAGAGAGCAUCACGGCGGCUGCCCAAUGGGUGAAGGAGCGUGUGGGAAAUAAAGGACUCUGGGGCCUUGUCAAUAAUGCAGGAAUUGUCUUCCCACAUAUUUGCACUGAGAUGAUGACUAAGGAAAACCUCACAAAGACACUGAAUGUCAACCUGAUUGGAUUAAUUGAGGUGACACUAAACAUGUUACCAAUGAUAAGACAAGCCAGGGGGAGGAUUGUCAAUGUCUGUAGCAUCAUGGGGAGAAUGGCAGCCUUUUCAGCGGCCUACUGCUCUUCCAAGUAUGGAGUGGAAGCUUUUUCGGACUGUCUGAGGCUUGAAAUGCAAUAUUUUGGAGUGAAAGUCUGCAUCAUUGAGCCUGGCUAUUUUAAAACGAACUUAACCGCUGAGGAGAAGUUUGUUGAGAAUAUUAAAAAGUCGUGGAAUGACUGCUCAGUGGAGAUUAAAGAAAGCUAUGGACAAGAAUUCUUUGAGAAAAGUCUCAGCUUUGUCAAAAUAGUACUGAAGCGUUGCUGCAGUAAUUUGAACCUGGUAACUGAUUGUAUGGAACAUGCUCUGACAUCCACUUACCCCCGAUAUCGCUAUUCAGCUGGCUGGGAUGCUCAAUUCUUAUAUAUUCCUAUGUCAUAUUUGCCUACAAGAUUGUUAGAUUAUUUGUUGUCUAAAAAUUUACAGAAACCUGCACGUGCUAUCUAAAGGUGUAUUAGAAAGCUGACUUGUGAAGGAAUUGGACAUUAUGAAAUUUGAUAAUGAUAUUUCUGUAGUUUUUAAAAAGAAAUGUAUUCUUUUUAAGGUUUCUAUUCCUUUGUGAAGGAGCUGCUAAAUGCUUCAUUAAUUUGAAAUCACUAGGGAAUGAAGCAUUCCACAUGAGUAAAAUUUCCAGAAAACUGAAACUUUCCCUUUUAUGCACCAAAACAACAAAAUGAUUUAAAAAUCAAAAUCUUCCCAAAAUGUAGGAAAUAUUUAUCUACUUCAGUAAACAAAGCAGGCUGAAUCAGGCAGAUCCACAUUCAAAUCUAGCCUCAUACACUUACUAGCUGUGUGAAUACAGGAAAGUCACAACCUCUGUCUGCCUCAGUUUUCUCAUCUCUAAAAGGGGGAUAAUAAUUGUAUCUAUCUCCCAGGGCUUUUGUGAAGAUCAAACUAGAGAAUAUUUCUAAACACUUUGCAAACCUUAAAAUGCUUUAUUAUAAUGUCCAGGCUAGCUCUCUGGAGGACCUCAGGGUCAGAGUCAGGGGAAGUGAAGGAGGCAGGCAAGCUGCCACAUCGCUCAUUAAAGAUGGAUCCUGGACUCUGGAGUCUGGAGCCUGAAAUUUUCCCUCCUGCAUGUGCUGCUGCAGAGAGACUCUGACCUUCUCCCUCAGCCCUCUAACCCUUGCCUACAAUUACCUCACCACAACACAUUCAGCAAACGCCAAUCAUCAUAUCACCAUAUUAUCUAAGUAUAUGUUUAUAGAACCAUUAUCUCACGUUGAGUAGGUACUUAGCCUUAAGUAUUCUGCUGUUUUAGAUUCAAGUACACCUUUUCAGAGUUGCAGCCCUCUAAUUUUAUAAAAGCUAUUAUGCAAAUAAUCAUUACUAUGUACUUUUGUUGAACAUGAUCCUUUUCUUAAUGACUCUGUGCCAUCCUUACAUAUAUUAUUAUAUAAAUUCCAUGUGCUAUAUUAUAGAACAAUACUGCAUUCUGGGGCUGUUUGUCCCUACAGUAAAUGGCCCUAGAUUUCUAUGGUUUCACUAAUUGUGUUUCUAUCAUUUUUUCGGUGUGUCUAACUCUAAUUAAUUUACAUUUGUUGAUUAUAAUCUAAGACAAAUGAAAAAUUGUAGUUACUCGUUAACAAAAGCUGUUUAGUCAGUAACACUAAUUUUAUAGAUAAUUCUUAGUUAAUUUGUAACCUAGAUUAAAGUAGUAGUAUAUAUUUUGCCUCUUUUGUGGAAUAAAAUGUAUGGACUUCUUAGAGGCCCUUUUUAUUUACUUAUCAAUCUAAGUUUUGAUGGUUGAGGUUGCUAGAAAUCUUAGUUAAUGGAUAAAUGGGGUAUUUGGCUAGAAAACCUACUUAAUGCUGUAAUGUAAUUAUGUAAUUUUGGAAGCAAAUAAAGAUCAUGGAUUGUGAUAAA